UAUUUGCUAUUCCUGCUUCUGGAGGCAUAAGAAAAGGUUUUCUAAAGACUGCAACGAGUUUUGUUACAACGGUGGCUAUUACAGCGGAGGCCGAUGCCAUUGCCCGGCGGCCGUCGAAGGAAGGUGUUGUGAAAACUUUCCAGGCAAGCGGUUAGGUGAAAGAUGUCUCCGAUCCUCCCAGUGUUAUACAUCGCUCGCUCGGUGCACUGGCAACUGGUGCGUUUGUUUGGAAGGCUACAUUGCCGAUAGAGCGACCAACCGGUGCAAUCCUAUAGAUUGCGGUCGCCCUCAAGAGCUUGUAGGAGGAGCGUACGUCUUGGACCAUAACGGAGUAACAACAUAUGGCGCAACGUCAACAGUCAAAUGUCAUGUAGGGUACACAGCAAGUAGGACGAGCGUCAGGUGUUUGUCUUCUGGGGUUUGGGAACACGCUUCGUGUGUCUCAUUAAAGUCCUGCAAUGAGUUUCUUGUCCGAGGCAGUCGUAUCGCAGGCUCGUCUAGUGGAGAAGUGGUAGAAGAUAUGUCUGCCGAAUAUCGAGAUUCCAUUUACCAGAUAAAGAGAAAUAGAACAACAUUGAGCGGAUCGUGGACGGCAGGAGUUCAAGAUCGGAAGCAAUUCGUGACGAUAGAGUUUAAAGAAAAGAAGGAGAUAAGGGCAAUAUUAACGCAAGGAGCAAUAAGCCUUUCACCUCGAUUUAUCAAAGCAUUUAAAUUCCUGUAUAGCCAAGAUUGCAAAACAUACGACGUGAUAAAAACUGCGAAUGGAACCGACAAGAUGUUUACCGGUGGGUCCGAUCCUGAUACCGUCGUUACAAACACACUAGCACGGGGAAUAGUUGCGUUGUGUGUACAGAUUCAUCCCACCGACUGGAGCAACGUUAUUUCUAUGAGAUUUGACAUUUUAGGAUGCAAUGCUGGAAUAGGUACAGCCUGCAAGACAUCGUCGGACUGUAUCACUGAAAAGGCCGUUUGCAUAGAUGGAUAUUGUACAUGUGAAACGGGCAUUUUUAAUCGCAAAACACACACUUGCAACUCAGUGCCACUGCUUCCGUUUGGAGCAGAGGCUGGUGACAGCUUUUUAAAUACAAAUACACAGUGUGGUAAUGAGGUGGAAUUCAAACCUGGUUUUCCGGUACAAGACGAAAUGUAUACAAGAUUGUAUGUUUGUACAAACGGGUAUGUGAGUAUUGGUAUGCAAUAUGCCAAUCCGAACCCACCUUCGAACGCGUCUGUUGUUAAUGGAGGCGCCAUACUUGCGCCGUUCUAUGCCAACAUUCUGAACGGAAAUGUAUCGUAUAGAACUUUGGAUACACUGACAAAGCCUAGCACUUUAAAUGACACUAGUUUGCUUCUCAUCAAACAAUAUCUUUCCAUAACGGACAACAAUGAGGCGUUCGACGUUAAAUUUGCAUUAAUUGCAACGUGGAGCAAUAUGUUGCCGUAUCAAACGUCCUUCCAGCAAACACUGAAAAACACUUUUCAACUUGUCAUGGCAUCAGAUGGAAUAUCCACACAUGCGAUCUUUAUUUACGGGAAAAGAAUGAUGAACUGGAAAAUGAUGAAUGCAAAUCGACCCGACGUGUUUGUUGGCGUUAUUGAUCAAGGGAAACUGCUAUAUAGCAACAUUUUUUCUUUCAAACAACCCGUUCUUCAGUUAGACGCAUAUGGGCAUACAAAAGGUGUGGAUGGAUUGAUCAUAAAACCGCUGACAACCUCGAAUAAACGUAUGGUGAACUAUGCUGUGCAAUGCCUUUCUUGGUACAAGUUACAUAUACAUGAAGUAGAGUUCCAGCACAAAAGAAUGGACAAUAUACCGUCAUGCCCCUGCAGCUUAUCAAUGGCUAACCGUGACCCACUCGUUCGAGGAGAAACAAAAGUCAACAACAAAACAAUCUGUAUUGAUAUUUUGAUUUCAGAAAGUAUGGAACCCAAUGGAAUGGUAUGUUGUUAUGACAAAGAAUCGGAACAAUGGACAGGUGAAAUCCCAUAUGCCGGUGGACUUUAUGCCUUCCAUCCGGAUUUUAGCAUGCAACAACAUAUUAGAGAGGAUGUUGAACCAAAAACGACGUGCUGUGAAAAGUCAAAUUACUGUCAUUUAUACUACAAGUUACGGCCUAUCGGGACUUGCUAUAAGGAAACCUGGUUUGACUUCGCUGUUUCAUGGGGAGAUCCUCACAUACUAACGCUAGAUGGGAAAAGAUACAUUUUCAACGGCCUCGGGGAGUACACGUUAUUGACUUAUAAACAUGGCGGGAAGGAGUUUAGCCUUCAGGCGAGGACAGAACGGGCAAUAAAAGCCAAUGGUCAACUUUCUGACGCGACCUUGUUUAGUGCAUUUGCAGCAUUUGAUAGCUAUAACUCAUCCGUGCAUGUCGAAGUAAAUAAUGACAAUGAAGGCUUUCUUGCUUUCGUGAACAAGAUUGAUGUUACACAAGAUAUUCAAAAGAAGAAUAGUUCCCACUUGUUCUCAGACAGCAAACACAUGUUUGUUAAAAAAUAUACUAGUGAAACAAAAACUACAGAUGCUUCGAUAGAAGUUUCAUUCCUUUCUGCAGGAGUGACACUGAAUAUAACAGCCAGAAAUGGAAUGCUGUCAUUAAGUACCAUUGUAAAAACAGCAUUACACGGACGUGUGCGAGGCCUUUUGGGAAAUUUUGACGGAAAUCCUGACAACGAUUUUAUCACACCUGACAACCUAACGCUAGAUCCGAACAUGAAUGAGUCGGAAAUAUUCGAUUUUGGUAAAACAUGGGAAAUCGAUGCCUCUCGCUCUGCGUUUAGGUACCCACAAAAGAAAAAUCACAGCAGCUUCCAAAACAGUUCGUUCGUUCCUCGAUUUCUUGACACAGUUGCAAAUGAAACAUUUGAUGCAGCGAAAGCGACAUGCGGUGGAUCCGAGGACCUAGCGUGUAUUUUUGACCAAGUGUUCACAGAAAAUGAGAAUAUAUCCAGACAGACACUAGAAAUCACAAAUGCAUCCCAAGCAACGGAAGUGGAACUCAAUAGAAGAAUCCCCGAUCUACAAAGCUGUGGAAAAAUAGAUGUCACGACAGGAAAUGAAAGUUUUACCUGCGCGUUGGUGUUCGACGACAAUGUCAUCAAAUACAACAUUUUUCAAAACGUUAACCAGUCAAUAGAAGUGAACCUUACAACUAAAACAUUAAUUUAUAUACACGACCCAGAGACUCCAAUUCAAAAUAUAAGACUGGUGGUUGAAAAUGCAGAUGGUGGUGUCUCACCAAUAGCAUCAAUCCCAGUAUAUAUCUGCUCAGGAUGUAGUGAUCAUGGGUUCUGCUUGGAUGAAACGGUAGAAGAGCAACAUUCCUUUUCCAGUUUUAGAUACAGAAAAUGCAGGUGUGAUGAGCAAUACACAGGUGUCAACUGCGAAAGCGACUUUGACGGCUGUGCAUCAAAUCCAUGCUCAGGAGGGAGAAACUGUACCGAUAUUCCCGCCUCGAAUCAGACCAUUGCGGGGCUAGCAUUUCGCUGCAGUAGUUGCCCCGAUGGCUUUAAUGACGACGGUAUCAAAUGCCAAGAUAUUGAUGAAUGUACAGGUAACAGUAGCCUGUGUGAACAAAAAUGCAUUAACACAGAAGGCAGCUACACGUGCGUUUGCCACGAAGGAUAUAGAAUAAGUAGAACGGAAUGCACCGAUAUUAAUGAAUGCGAGGAAGCUACUCACGACUGCCCACAUAUUUGUGAAAAUAGGCUGGGAUCGUAUAGUUGCAAAUGCCAUUUUGGAUACAGACAUAACGCAGCAUCUAUGGAGUGUGAAAUAGAAACAGGAUUAGAUCCAUGUUCUGGCGUGAGCCUUGACUGUUCACAGGCCGACGGGUGCACUCUUGAUGAAGAAAAUGAAGCAACUUGUUUCUGUAAUGAUGGUUAUGAGCUUAGAGAAAACUCAAAUAUCUGUACAGAUAUAGACGAGUGUACACGAAAUGUGUGUCCACAAGAAUGUAAAAAUUCCAAUGGUUCUUACACAUGUAUAUGCUAUCCUGGAUUUAAGUUGCAUGGUACUAAAGAAUGUAUCGAAUGUUCUUUACCAUUUUAUGGAAACAAUUGCGAGAAGAUAUGCCGCUGUUCUUCACGGGGAACGAUACAGUGUCAUUCAGUGAAAGGUUGCGUCUGUCAAGAAGGAUGGAUGGGUGAAACGUGUGAUGAAGAUGUCGAUGAAUGUGUCUAUGCUAUCAAUCCAUGUAACGAUACCUACAAACGCUGUGUAAAUACAGAUGGUUCAUUUCGAUGUGAUUGUAUGGACGGAUUUGAAGAAACCCGAGAGGGAUUCUGUAAAGAUAUAAACGAAUGUGCCAGCCCAAUAAUGAACGAAUGUGGAAAAUAUAUGGAUUGUAAAAAUACCAAUGGUAGCUACACAUGCGAAUGCAAUAAUGGAUACACUAUGAUCAAAGACAGCUGCGUCGAUAUUGAUGAAUGUUCUUUGGGGCUUUCUGGAUGUGAAUAUCAGUGUGAGAACCUACCAGGCCGCUACAACUGCUACUGUUUCUAUGGCUACAAGUUACAAAGCGACAGACGUUCUUGUCGGCAAGUUGAGGAUCCUUGUCGUACACUAGGCAAUUUUAACUGUUCUCAUAUAUGUGUGAUCGAUGUUACUGCGAAAUGUAGCUGCCCUCAUGGAUAUGAACUAAUUGAUGAUGGUCAAACGUGUUACGAUACUAAUGAAUGUUUAAAUGAGGAAUUAAAUAAAUGCAGCCCUAACAACACAUGCAAAAAUACACUGGGAUCGUACAAAUGCGACUGCGAAUAUGGCUUUAAACUUUCUAAUGAUGGACGUACUUGUGAAGAAUGCGAUAUUUUCCACUACGGACCAAAUUGUAACAAAGAAUGUAACUGUUUACACGGUUAUUAUGACAAAGUUAAGGGAUGCAACUGCACUGAAGGCUGGUCUGGGGAAAACUGUGAUGCUGAUUUAGAUGAAUGUAACCCUCCUGAUGCAUACAGUUGCCCUGGGAAUGCUACAUGUAUUAACACACUUGGAAGCUUCAUUUGCAAGUGUUCCACCGGUUACACACUAGAAAAUGGGACCUGUACAAAUAUUGAUGAAUGUCUGCAUCCAUCACUAAACAACUGCGAUCAAUUAUGCGAGGAUACUCCAGGGACAUAUGAAUGCAAAUGUCAUAAAGGUCUCUUCUGGUCAGACUUGGCAUGUACAGAUAUUGAUGAAUGUAGUCCAGGAAAAGGCAGUUGUGAGCAAGGUUGUCAUAACACUCAUGGGAGCUACAUAUCAAUGAAUGCGAAGGAAAAUCGAACCCCUGUGAUCACUUUUGUAAAAAUACGCAAGGAAGCUAUGAUUGUAUGUGCAAAGAUGGGUAUUUCCUCAAAGAAGAUAAAAGAUCGUGUGAGGGUAAAAACAAAAUUUCAAUAG
Molecule: messenger RNA, 5380 nt
Organism: Mya arenaria
Lineage: Eukaryota; Metazoa; Mollusca; Bivalvia; Myida; Myidae
Product: mucin-like protein
Exons: 33
Coding region: 521-5380 (1619 amino acids)
Biological process (GO): cell-matrix adhesion
Molecular function (GO): calcium ion binding
Source: RefSeq, a predicted model, not a curated record